AUGGAUUUGAGCCACUCUCAAGUAUUGGAUAUUGGCAAGGCAACAGAGUUUGCAGCCCAACAAGGAAUGCGUGAGAGUUCCUGUCCCAAGCAAAUCCCAAGUCCAGACAACUCGCGCUUGUUGUCUUGGUGUGGAGGUACUUGUGCAGAGGACGAGGACAGACUAUUGUUACUGUACAUCACUGUGUGUUUCGCCGCGUACCGGUACAUCGGAAGCCGGGGUAUCCUCUCCCCACAACACAACUUGUUUAGCCCCGUACGUAAGCAAGUAAGGUUACUGUACCGGUACAUGCUCCUCCUCGGCCAGGGGUUCCCGUACUCCAAUUUUGACACCCAUACCAUAGGCGUCAUAUCAACCGCAAAUAUGAUCAAUUCAUGCCAGGGAGCCGAAGAUUCAUCCAGCCAUGUCAGAAACUCGGGCGAUAGGGACGCGGGUCGUGGUGGUGGGUGUGGUGCGAGGCGAGGUACUCCGUAA
Pyricularia grisea is the source of this 474-nucleotide messenger RNA. RefSeq lists its product as uncharacterized. Bases 1 to 474 code for a protein of 157 amino acids. NCBI's taxonomy places the organism in Eukaryota, Fungi, Ascomycota, Sordariomycetes, Magnaporthales, Pyriculariaceae. The record is from RefSeq and is a predicted model, not a curated record. The transcript has 2 exons.